AUACGACUGGUUGCCGUUUGCCUUGGCCCCGAACAGACUCAGUGGCUUCGCGAACCUAAGACCUACCCACUAGGCGGCCCUACUAGCCCCUAGGUCCUUUGCACUAGCUAACGGAAGACUUCAUGAAGAAGCAACGAAUUGCAACCGUAUAAUCCCAUAGUCCAUACAGUCGUUGAGUUUGAGGAGAAGAUGGCGAUGACGGGUGCCCUCUGCCGCUCCUUGCUGCUUCGCUCUGCGUUGGCGAGCAGAUGCAGCACCAGCAGUAGUACUAGUCCUUCUAGCAGGACACUCAGCUGUGGACGGCAGCCACCAACAGCUACAGCAGCCGCCCCAGCAUCAGUUUGGAAUGGGCGUACGGCUUAUGGGAGACAGAAUCGCCCCUGCCGUCACCAGCUACUCGGAGGCAGUGCUCCAGCGAUGCCCGGCAGCGGAUCAGGAGCAAGCACGAAUAUCGCAACAAGAAGCUACUUCAUCCAGGCAGGCUCGAAAUCCUUCGGCCGCGCGGAUUACGAAUUCCAUGCCAUUCUUUUGCUCAAAACGUUCGACAAGGUCGAUCCCGAAAAGGUGACACUUGACGCGCAUUUCAAGAAGGACCUAGGGCUGGACAGCCUGGACCAUGUGGAGGUCAUUAUGGUGUUUGAAGAUCACUUCCAUAUGAGCAUCGAGGACCACGAGGCUGAGCAUAUGUUCACGCUGCGACAGCUGGUCGACUACAUGAUGAUAUUUGAUGAAGUGGACAAGCCGCAGUACAUCUACCCGCAUCACAAGGCGGCAGACACUCCAGAGAUCUGAACAACUUCUUCGGCCAUGUGUUGCCCAAACUCUUGUAUACUCGUCAAAGUAAACAUAUUGAGCUCUGGUCAUUCUCUGCUCUCCAAGCGAGCAAUUGGUCUGAUAGAGGCAGGCAGCCAAAGUUCAGUUGCCCGAGCAGAUACAUCAUUCUCUACACUAUAAUAUGAACAGGCUCAUUACGCCUCAUUUCACUCGGAACCGCAGUCCUGACCAGGCUUUUCCUGUAGACGCUUCUGUCAAACCGCUCAGCUUGGCAUCAAUACGUUGCUUAGCUGGGCAAUUGCUACGUUGUGUGCAUGGUGAUUGCCCAUACAUUAUUCUUUCCUCUCCUCUUUUCGUUUAGCACCGCUAGUAGUAUGUUUAGGGUUGUAUGUGGGAUAAUUUUGUUCUUCUUCAAGACUUUCACGCAAUGACCAGUCACUGGUCUAGGCAAGCGUCAGACCUGUCGCCUUGUUAUCUCAAUAAUUUAUGGCUGCUUUUUUUAUCCAUUGAA
Molecule: messenger RNA, 1285 nt
Organism: Sycon ciliatum
Lineage: Eukaryota; Metazoa; Porifera; Calcarea; Leucosolenida; Sycettidae
Product: acyl carrier protein, mitochondrial-like
Exons: 4
Coding region: 190-792 (200 amino acids)
Biological process (GO): fatty acid biosynthetic process
Cellular component (GO): mitochondrion
Molecular function (GO): acyl binding; acyl carrier activity
Source: RefSeq, a predicted model, not a curated record